This is a messenger RNA of Dama dama (fallow deer), 10362 nucleotides long. It is a transcript of the gene LCOR, whose product is annotated as ligand dependent nuclear receptor corepressor. NCBI's taxonomy places the organism in Eukaryota, Metazoa, Chordata, Mammalia, Artiodactyla, Cervidae. The transcript is spliced from 8 exons. The coding region runs from base 70 to 1860 and encodes 596 amino acids. The record is from RefSeq and is a predicted model, not a curated record. Gene Ontology annotation, molecular function: DNA binding.
AGAUGGGGGCGGAGGGAACCGGAGCUGUCACAGGCCCCGGGUCCGCCUGACCGAGCCAAGUGGGGUGUCAUGGCCGCGGGGGGCAGCGGCUGCACUUCCUCUGCGGGCGGCGGCGGCGGCAGCGGCCGGGGAGUUAAUCCUCGACGCUCGGGUCGGUCCCGUUUCCCUCUGUGCGGCGGCCGGCGGGACCAUAAGGGCUUAACUCAUAUAUUUAACCCCCCUCCAAAAAGGUUUGAAAGUAUUCUUGAAGGGCUGUUUGGACCUGCAUUAUUAAAAGAUCUCAGUUUAUUUAAAGACUGUGAACCUGAAAGCAUUUCUGAUUGGACUUUUGAUGAAAAUUGUCUGUUCUGUUGCUUGAGAAGAGAUAAAGUAAAGGGACACUUAGUCGGUCUGGAUGAGCCAGCUUCGGGAGCUGGGCAAGAAGCUCUGCUUAAACAAGAGCAAGCAAAAAUCAUUCGAUUCGAGAGACAAGCAGAAGAGUUCCUCAAUGCAGUCUUUUGUAGAAAAGACAGUCCCUGGGUCUCCGACCCCAAUAUUCCCCUAGUGGCCCGUGAGAUCAUGCAGCGAAUGAUCCAACAAUUUGCUGCUGAAUAUACCUCAAAAAAUAGCUCUACUCAGGACCCCAGCCAGCCCAAUAGCACAAAGAACCAAAGCCUGCCGAAAGCAUCUCCAGUCACCACCUCUCCCACGGCUGCAACUGCUCAGAACCCUGUGCUCAGCAAACUUCUCAUGGCUGACCAAGACUCACCUCUGGACCUUACUGUCAGAAAGUCUCAGUCAGAACCUAGCGAACAAGACGGUGUACUUGAUCUAUCCACUAAGAAAAGUCCGUGUGCUGGCAGCACUUCCCUGAGCCAUUCUCCAGGCUGCUCCAGUACUCAAGGGAACGGGCGACCUGGGAGACCCAGCCAGUACCGCCCAGACGGACUUCGGAGUGGUGAUGGGGUACCUCCAAGAAGCUUACAGGAUGGAACCAGGGAAGGUUUUGGACACUCCACAUCACUCAAAGUUCCACUGGCUCGAUCCCUGCAGAUUAGUGAAGAACUACUGAGCAGAAACCAAUUGUCCACAGCUGCCAGCCUUGGGCCGUCUGGAUUACAGAAUCAUGGACAGCACUUAAUAUUAUCCAGGGAAGCCUCUUGGGCAAAACCACAUUAUGAGUUCAACCUCAGCCGAAUGAAGUUCAGGGGAAAUGGUGCACUCAACAACAUCAGUGACCUUCCUUUUCUUGCAGAAAACUCUGCCUUUCCAAAAAUGGCACUUCAAGCAAAACAAGAUGGGAAAAAGGAUGUGAGCCAUUCAUCUCCUGUAGAUUUAAAGAUACCACAAGUUCGAGGAAUGGAUCUUUCUUGGGAAUCUCGCACUGGUGAUCAGUACAGCUAUAGCUCUUUGGUAAUGGGUUCACAAACGGAGAGCGCGCUUAGUAAAAAAUUAAGGGCUAUUCUUCCAAAACAAAAUAGAAAAAGCAUGUUAGAUGCUGGACCCGAUUCUUGGGGCUCAGAUGCUGAGCAGUCUACCUCUGGACAGCCAUAUCCCACAUCGGAUCAAGAAGGCGAUCCUGGCUCCAAGCAGCCUCGGAAGAAAAGAGGGCGUUACAGACAGUACAACAGUGAGAUACUGGAGGAAGCAAUCUCAGUGGUUAUGAGUGGAAAAAUGAGUGUUUCCAAAGCUCAGAGUAUUUAUGGGAUUCCCCACAGUACACUGGAGUACAAAGUAAAGGAGAGGCUGGGCACUUUGAAAAACCCUCCAAAGAAAAAGAUGAAGUUAAUGAGGUCGGAGGGGCCAGAUGUUUCUGUAAAGAUUGAAUUAGAUCCCCAGGGAGAGGCAGCACAAAGUGCAAAUGAAUCAAAAAAUGAGUAGGAAUACUGUAGAGUGCCAAUUACUGUACAAACUGGGUGAGCACUACUGCGUUGUUCAGCGGUCAUUGCUGCGCCUGACUUCAUUUUCUGUGACACUUGUUUCUCUGCAGACUUUGCAUUGACCUGUGUGUACAGAGAUGAAAGGUGCAUUCUGAAUGUUGCAUAUUUUAAAUUUUUCAUGUGCAGUAUGGCUCGAGAUAUUGUUUGGCCUUUUUGCAUGUUUCUCUACAAAAGAGAAUUGAGUUACCUCACAGAGAACAGAUACAUGGAAGUGGACUCCUUGCCUGUAGAGCCUGCAUGCUUUUCUUUCUUUUUUUCCUUAAGUUAUAUUUGCCUUUAUUUAAAAAGAAAAGAAAAAAGCCCCCUUUUAGAAACCACCUCUGUCGUUUGGGGAGCUUUAUCACUGCAAAUUGGAAAGCCAUCUUAUAAAAUUAUUCACAUUUUUUUCUUCAGAGAUUCAACUAAUUUAAGGGUUAAACUAAAGAAACUAAGAACAAUGAACCUUUGAAUUUAAGAAAUUUGACUAUUCAAUGAUAAAGAAUUCUUUGGAUCAAUUAACAUUUUUAUGGUUUCCUUCUCACUGUUAAGUUUACUUAACAAAUCAGCAAUCUGUUUAGUGCUCACCCAGAGGGGAAGGAGGUGGAAAAUGUGCACACACUACCUUCAGAAAUGCUUCGGUUAAUUAUGUUGUAACACUACCUUUGCUGUAAUUUCAUUUGGGAUUUUCUAAGGGUAGAAUUUGGUCUCACCCAACAAGUGAGGAUAUAGCCUUAUCUCAUGGAGGACGAGCUCCGUUCUUACUCAGGAGCAGUCAGGGUACAUUACAUAAAACAAUAGAGGAUGCCUCAUUUUAGCAAACUAAGUUUCUUUGUAUUCUUAAAUCUUUUUACAGAUUUGAUCAUGUGCUAACUAACGACUGAAUGUCAGUUGCAGCAACUAUUUUAAAAUUUUUAAGAUCUGUUUGUUGGGGGGAAUGGGAGAAAUGGGGGGAAAUGUGUGUGAGUAAUUAUAAUGCGAAAGUGGUAUCUAGGUUUUACAGCCUCAGUAAUCUGCUCAAAUAUCCACACAAGUGAAGAAUCUGUGUUUAUGGUGAGAGAAAAAAACACAACCCCAAGGUAACCUAAUGUGAUUUAGGUUGCAUUUCAGUUCUAACAAUAAUUCAAUCAGAAAUCAAGCUCCUUAGCAAUUCUUUUUUAACUAAUUCAAAUACUAGUACAAGGGGGGGCAGGGAUUUUUAGUUUUUAAUUUAAUUUGUUGUUUUGAACUUUUUUUGGCAUCCUACAUACUAUCCCUUUCUCAACUUUUCUGCUAUUUAGCUGAUUUUUAUGGUUGUUUAGCACACCGUUAGCACAGGACCUUUCAGAUUAUGUUCUGUAUAAGCACUCCUUAAAGAACAUCUAAGCUUUUUUUUUGAGAUGGGCUUUUAAAAAUCACACUGAUAAGGCUUGUAACAUUUAUUUUCUACAGUUUCUUUUGGAAGAAUAACAGGUAAAAAAAAGCCCAUGAAAUUUAAUUUUGCAUUGUGACCAAAUUUAAAUUACUCUUUCUUCAAAACAAAAUCUACCAUACAUGACCCGAUAUUCUUACCUACUGAAAAAGGUGAUCUGGCCCUUCUAAAUGCUUAACCAAAAACAAACCUCCAAAAAUCAUUGGAUUUUUUUGGGUGAAAUAAAAUCAAACUGGGAGCGUUAAGUUGAGGUUGAUGAUUUCUGAUGGAUACUAACAGUUUGAGGAGUAGGUCCAGAUAUUCCCAAGGCAUAAAUUCUUGCCUGGAAACUUUGGAGCAGUUAAUUAGGUUACCAAUAGUUUUUCCUUGGCACCCUGUGUGUUCAAAGGUUAGGCACACCAUUGCUGUUAUUAAAAUACACACAUUCUUGGCAUAGCCUGGACUUGGGUUCCUCUUUUGGUUUGGUUAUUAUGUGUAGCAGUUUGAUCGGUGGAUGACUGAGCCUGUUUCCUCUUAGUUCGCUAGUCUUCUCAGCAGAAAAAGCAGUUUGGGUUCAGAGCAGUGUAUGACUGCAGUAUUUUCUAGCCUAGCUGGAAGUUGCAAUAAAAAUACUUAAUGAAAUGUAUGGUUUUCAUCUGCAGUUGAAGGAAGUAGUAGAAAUUUUGCUAAAAGCAAAGGACUAAGCUUAUGAAGGAACACCUCCUUUGUUCCACACUUGAUUUGUCACACACAAUUAAUUGUAACCAUGGUGCCUUUUUGCAUGAUGUUUGGGAGCAUUCUAUAGCCCAGCAUUGCUGCAAAAAGGUCCUUUGAGCAAUUAAUUUGUGCUUCUUUUUAAUCCCCUCAGAAAGGCAUCAAUAAGGCCCAUUAAAAAAUCUGGCCCUAAAAGUUCAACUUUUGUAGAGUUUUACUGUUCAGAGAGGUUUUAAUCCCAUGUGGUAGUCUCUAAAGUGACGUAUGAGUUGAGUUAUGUAAAUUUUGUCAUUGUAGUGUAAUGGAGUGAUCAUUUUACUAACAUAAAUAUUUUCUAUGUGUGUUUCAGUGGAUGACAAUCGAGCAGCAGAAGAAUGGUGUGCCUACCCUUUAAUGCUGCAGUUUAAAUAAGAGAACUUGUAUUGUGUCAUUUCAGAUUGUAGGCUGAGAGUUGUAAAUAGUGAAAAUUUGAGUACUUCUAUUAUUUGUUUUGGUUAGAAAGUGAAUUUAAAAAAACAAACCAAACUCUAAACUUUCUCAGAUUAAAAGUCCUGAGACCUGAAGAUUGUAAUAUUCAUGUCUGUGAAGCUUUUAAACAUUACACUUGAGAUCAGUCAUGACUUGAUAUUCAGGUAAAUUUUCUUUUCCAAGAAGCUUUUGAAUAAGCCUAUUUCCUCCAAAGGUCGGUUGGUCUCUCUCUCUCUUUUUCUCUUUGAGUGUAGAUUAUUUUAAAGCACUAAUUGCAUUACACUGGUAACUGCAAUAUAAAAUAGCCAUUAUUGUUUUGUGAAGCAUGGUUGAAAUUAGAUAGUGGUCCCUUUUAAAUUUCAUGAGCCUCUCAAAAAAAAAAACUUUAAAAAAAAUACAGAAAGCUGCUGAAUAUUUCAAAAGAUAUAUAUUUUACCUUAUUGUAGGUUUUGUAAAGUUAGUUUGUAAUAUUCAGGUGCACUUUUAAUGUUAAAUUUUGUGUUCAGAGUUCCAUUAUACCAUGUGUUCCUUGGACGUGGCUCAUCACAUGGCUGGCUAUCAGUCUUGGUGCCGCAGUGAUCCUGUAAUAUUUGAUUUCCCUCUUGAUUUGCCACUAUUCUGUAUUGGCACUUUCAGUGUAGAUAUUCUAGUUUGGGGACAUCCUCAUAAAUGUGUAAUAGCGAUUGGUCCAUUCGCAUGCUUAAUUUCUGCUAAUCAGAGUUUUGCAUGGCCCAAACAACAGUUGACCAUUUUUAUGGUAUGGGAAAGUAUAGUUCACAACUAUCUUUGUCACAAAAGCCUUUUCUCCUUUCAUUUUCCAGUAGGCAGAUGAUGACAUUACUUCAACUAUAUAUUACUCAAACUAAUGUUAGAAAGAGAGAGUGUAUUUAAAAUCAAUUCCUACAUUUUUUAUGAGAAAACAUAGAUAUAGAGUAGAUAAGCUAUGGCACUAUAAAGUCAAAAAACACUAAUUCUGUGGAAGGAUUUCUAGGUGGUAUUUUUAGCAUUCUCACUUCUGAAACAGUCAUCAAGCUUGACAGUAAUGUGUUUAUCCCUUGUUCAGAAGGCUUACAAGUGACUGAACUGUGUUUGUGAUGAGCUAUACACUUCUUUCUGUUCCCCAAAUACCAUGAAGGACAAGGUCUCUCUUUCAGGAAAAAUAAUUUAUAUUUGUGUAUAGUACUUUUUAAUGUUAAGUUUGUUGUUAUUCUGAAGUUUAGAUGUUGCUUGACAAACCUUUGCUGCAGCAGAUCAUGGAUAUGAGUAAGGCUUUGUGUGAUAAUAGGGGUCCUUAUGUGAAGUUAAUUACUGUUCAGUUCUGGUGAGCAAGCUCAACAAGUGUAAAGUGUAUAUUAGCUUUAUUUGGUACACUUUUACUUUACAAUAUUGAAGUGCUUUUAGAACUCUGGUUAUCUUAUAUAAACCAUUACCUCAAUCAAUUGGCAUUUCCAUUCCCCAGCAUUUUACCUGAGCUAUUUAUAAGAUGAGCUCUAUGGGAUCAGAUAGUAAGAUAAGUAAGGCACAAUGAGAAGUUUAGUUCCCAAUUUUCUGGAGAGAACUCUAAAUUAAACUAAAAAUGACUACCUGCAAAGGCUCAUACCGUAACUACCUGUUGUCGUUAGGCAGUACUUAGCAACCUUGGAGCUGCUAGUGCGCUGUGUUCUCCCCCUGCCCCAAGUAAGCACAUGGUGCGAGGCUGGGCUAAGCCUUUGUGACUCUUUCUAUUUCAUUGACCCAUAAUAGUGACGCUUGGAUUCAGUCAGUUAUUUUUAUAAAACAAAUUAUUGAGUCAGCCCAGUGUCAGAACCUGAAAUUAUUUUGAGUAGUUACAGCCGAUAUGACAGCUCAGCAUCAUUUUCUAAAAGCUGUUACCCCUGUAGAUUUAGUUUUGAAACUACACAUCUUUCUUUUGUAAUUAUUCUUUCUUUAACUAAAUGCCAGAGUUUGUUUUUAUGUGAACCACCCUUUUCUAUGUAUUCAGGUUGCUGUCAUUGGUGAUGGAAUAUGGCAAUAGACUGAAUUGUUCUACUUAGUCUUUUAUAGGAGACAUUAAAAGUUAUAGGUUAAAUUUUGGCUUUCAUGAAGAUAGCGAAGAUUGUUUUCCUUGUUACUUUCCAUUAUAAUUAGGUCUUCAUUAAUACUAUGGUCAGGCCAGUGUUAUUAAACUUAAUGGCUUUAACCAAACAGCCCAUUUGGAAACUUGACUAAGCUAUGUAAAGAUUUUUUUAAAAAUCUAAUUGCUUUCAAGCACUACUGAAAAGGAAAAAAGUAUAAUCUUGGUACAAGGAAUGCAGACCUCCAAAGUCUUGGUUUUUUUCCGAUACAUUCUGUCCUUGAGACUUGAGUAGGAUUUGUGAACACGGUGACUGAAGGGAAAAUAGAGGAAAUUCUUUUCAUAUUCUCUGUCUCUCAUUCCCAAAUAAACUCACAGUUGCUUUUUAAAGAAGCAGACAUUGGCCCUGUAGCUGUGUGCCCUAAGUGCUAUGAAGGAGAUUGGAAGAGGGAAUUGGGAAGUAGGGUGGGGGAAAGUAAGUAAAAUUGAGGAAAGGAUUCCACCCUACAACUAACUCCUGAGUCGCAGGAUAGAGAACAUAGUACAGUUUGGGCCACCUUCAUGUGAUAGUCAGAAAAAUCUUUUAGAGUAUUUGAAAAGUGAGAAUCAAGACAAAUUAAUGUUGGCUUGACAGAUAAUAAAAUAUGAGUUAAUUCUGCAACUAUUGGGGGGGUAAUUUUAAGGUUUCCAGUUCAUGUAGAGCUAUAUCAAAAGCCGAAAAGCAAGCACUUUUAGUUAAUUGUAGAUUUAUUGGAUGUAGCAAAUAUAAUCAUAAUAUUUAAUCUUUAUUGUUUGAAUAUGAAAAAAAACUCUUUACCCAAUCUUGAACUGUCACUCAGCAUCAGGUUCAAGAUGGUGUUUUCAACACUGGAAAUGACCCUACACACAUACCAAAAAAAAAAUCUAAAGCAGUAAGACAUAUUUUAAGAUCCAUACCUCUUAGACUUUUUAGAUUUGUCUUGGGAAAGAAUUUAUGAACCUGUAACCAGUAUUAGUGCAGUCUUGGGUUCCUUAUUCUGCAUAAUUGCACCCUUUCUCAGGUAUGUCCUGAAAACAUAAAUUUUAAAAUAAUCUCUUUAGAGAUUAGAUUCUCAGUGGAUAGUGUGUAAGGGGACUGGGGGCGGGGGGAGGGUGGGUUGGACACAGGACACUGACACAGUAGAGCAGGGAUUUUUAACAUACAUUAGCCAAAUAGAAUUUCAAUCUAGAAUAUUUUACCCCCUCAGAAGGAGUUGAAUAACAUCUGUUCUUUGGUAACUACUCGGUGCUACACUCCUAAAAGUCUUUUCUUUCAAUCCAGGUGACUUUUUUUCCCGCUUGGUGGAAUAUAGUGAACUUUACUGUCACUUAGGAAAGCACUUCUCUGAAAUGUUUAAAGUACUAGAAAAGGGAUAAUUCAGCACUUUUUCUGUUACAACACUAAAGUCUUAAUUUAUCUUCAGAGUCUUAGGUACUGUAAGUUUUAGGAUGAUUAUUUAAAAAUAUAAAACAUAUUACAUACUAUGGGAUCAGAUCACAUUUAUAUAAAUAAUUCUUGUCUUAAUUUUUAAAAAGACAAUAACAUUUUGUACCUUUCAAGCAAUUCCAAGUGAUUGCCUCAUUUUCCCCAUUUCAUUAAGCAUUUCAGGCUGAGGAUUUGGAAUUUGAGAGGAGGUGAGGGGGAAAUUCCCCAAAAUGAAAAAUUGUGUUGGACAGUUUUAGGAAAAUAAAUCACUAGGAAAAUGGGUAGGGAUUCUCUCUCCCUUUAAGUCUUCAGGGAAUGAGCAGUAUUUAGAAUCUUUGGCUGAAAUUCAAGCCUUUUUACUGUGUAAAUUUUUAAUAUUAAUUCACUGACAUGCUUUUUACAUCAGAGGACUGAAAAUGGAUCUUAAUGUUUUUAAGUUGUGGAAGGGUAUAUUUCUAAAAUGAGGGGGGAUAAUUAACUAGAUUAGUAUACCAGCAUUAGUAAGUUUAAGGAAUUUUAGUAUGUAAUAGCAAAGUGUUUGAUUAAAAGUCUAAUCCUAUAUUGCUAGUCGAAAUUAGUUACAUUCUGAUCUAGGAAAGAUAUAGUCAUUGGAUAUUGAUAUGCUGUGCUGUCAGAAAACCAGACUAAGAUAGAAACCUUUAUCUGACUCCCACAUGUUGCUUGUUCUGAUGGGAUGUAUACUUUACAGCAGCUUAUUGCUGCUUUGAGAAGAAAUGUAUAAACUAUACAUUUGGAGUGUUUGCAUAUAAUUCUUUAUAACCUCCACUUUAAACUGUCAGACAUUGGUAUUUUAUCAGUCCACACUGUUAAAUAAAGCUAAUGUUCUUAGGAAUCCAACCUGUACACACUGUUUAAAAACCCUCAGGGACAGUUUACACACUAUUCUCACUCAAUUCAGGUACUUUGAUGCUAUUCUUAAACCUAACAGUGACUUGUUUCUGUUUUGCUUUUAUUUUGACGUGCUGGUAGCACAUCCUUGAUGAAUGUCAACUUAAAAAACUCAGUUCAGGUAUCCAGGUAUAACUCAGCCAAACAGAUUUUAAAGCUGCAUAUAACUCUCCAGCACACGGUGCCUCACACUCUUAUAGUGGCAUUCUAUAUAUUCAGUUAUUACUACUGAGCAGAUAAUAUGGGGGUUCCUGUUAACAGUGUAUUUAAAAAAACAAAACGUGCAUAAAUGUAUAGCCAGCACAUGCAACACACAUAUACACAGUUAAACUAUAUAUUUUUAAAUGCCACUAAUAGCCAGCACAAUGAAAUAACAUUCCUUGCUGCUUCUGUACAAUAUGACAGAUGCAGUUCUUCCUCAAUGUGGCUCUUGCUUCUUCACCAUACUACUACUAAAUUCAAGCACUGGUCCUUGGGUGUCUGACCUCUACAUUCUAGUUUAUGCAAUGUCUUUAGAGAAUUCUGUGCACUGGCCACUGUGAUGGAACCAUUGGGCCAGGAGUGCUCUGAUUUAUUAGUAGUGAUUCUGCCAAAGUUGGUGUUGUAACAUGAGUAUGUAAAUGUCAAACAAUUAGCAGAGGUCUAGGACUACAUAUCAGCAGACAGUUUUUGUCAGUAUAUUUUGUAGCCUAGAAGCCUUUAGUGACAAGUUUCUGAUGUGAAGUUCUAAUUCCAGUUUUAGCCCUUUGCAUCUUUUAAUGUUAAGACUUGUCUGCUAGAGAUCUUUAUUCUUUAAAACUCCUUUUGUUUUCUGCAGUACUAUCUGUGGUUAACAAAACAGAUUAUUCCUCUGCUUUAAUAUUUGAUAUCUUACAUCUAAAAGGCAUUCUCCACAUAUAAAACCUAACCUUUGAAGAUACAGAAAACGGCAUCUUUCAGAUUUCUAAAAGUUCAAGUGUCAUGCAACAAAACAGGAACCCCCUUUACUCUUAUGGACCUCAUUUCAAUAUACUGUUUACAGUUUGACGGAAUUGUAUAAUUUAAUAUUUCUCUUGUACUGUAGUUUAUAUUUAUUUACAGAUUUUUUUGUACGGUGUGAUUUGAACUUUUUGUUCCUUGCUAUGAUCAAUGUUUAUGUAGUAGAGCACUUACGAUCACAAAUUAAGUUCUUUGGUUUGAUUGCACUACAUUAAAUUUUUUUAAUGCAGUUCUGAUUUUUGACUGGACUAAAAUAAGCUGUGUCUUAAUGUAUGUGAUGAGUACUUAAAAUUUUAAUCCAUGUGGUUCCCCCCCCCCCUUUUUUUUUGCAUUGUAUGUCAGACGCGCUAGUUCUUUCAUGCAUGUGUAAGAGUUAAUGGUUCCAUUGUAUUAUUUGACCAUGACAUUUUGGAGAAACAUUCCCAGCUGUAAUGUUGUGUAUGGUAGUUCUCACUGGAUGCUAGACUUUUCAAAACCACUAUUCUUCUAAUAAAUUUUGUUGUGAAAACUG